Mesocricetus auratus (golden hamster) is the source of this 6515-nucleotide messenger RNA. It is a transcript of the gene Sptlc2, whose product is annotated as serine palmitoyltransferase long chain base subunit 2. The coding region runs from base 100 to 1782 and encodes 560 amino acids. The transcript has 12 exons. Gene Ontology annotation, biological process: ceramide biosynthetic process; sphingosine biosynthetic process. Gene Ontology annotation, cellular component: serine palmitoyltransferase complex. Gene Ontology annotation, molecular function: pyridoxal phosphate binding; serine C-palmitoyltransferase activity. The record is from RefSeq and is a predicted model, not a curated record. NCBI's taxonomy places the organism in Eukaryota, Metazoa, Chordata, Mammalia, Rodentia, Cricetidae.
AGCCAUUUCCGGUUUCAGGGAGGUGGGUGCGGUGCGGAGCGGGAGUUGGCGCCGCAGCCGCCUCCAGAGCCUGCCCUGCUGCCGGGUGCUGCCGGGACGAUGCGGCCGGAACCCGGAGGCUGCUGCUGCCGCCGCCCGCUGCGGGCGAACGGCUGCGUGAAGAACGGGGAGGUGAGGAACGGGUACGUGAGGAGCAGCACCGCCACCGCCGCGGCUGCCGGCCAGAUUCAUCAUGUUACAGAAAAUGGAGGACUUUAUAAAAGACCGUUUAAUGAAGUUUUUGAAGAAACACCCAUGUUGGUUGCUGUGCUCACUUAUGUGGGGUAUGGCGUACUCACCCUCUUUGGAUAUCUUCGAGAUUUCUUGAGGCAUUGGAGAAUUGAAAAGUGCCACCAUGCAACAGAAAGAGAAGAACAAAAGGACUUUGUGUCAUUGUACCAGGACUUUGAGAACUUCUAUACGAGAAACCUCUACAUGAGGAUAAGAGACAACUGGAACCGACCCAUCUGCAGUGUGCCGGGAGCCAGGGUGGAUAUCAUGGAGAGACAGUCCCAUGACUACAACUGGUCAUUCAAGUACACAGGGAAUAUAAUUAAAGGUGUUAUAAACAUGGGUUCCUACAACUACCUUGGAUUUGCGAGAAACACUGGAUAUUGUCAGGAAGCAGCUGCUGAAGUUCUCAAGGAGUAUGGAGCUGGAGUGUGCAGCACUCGCCAGGAGAUUGGAAACCUGGACAAGCAUGAAGAACUAGAGAAACUGGUAGCAAGGUUUUUGGGUGUGGAAGCUGCUAUGACCUAUGGCAUGGGAUUUGCAACAAAUUCAAUGAACAUUCCUGCUCUUGUUGGCAAAGGUUGCCUGAUUCUGAGUGAUGAACUGAACCACGCAUCACUGGUUCUAGGAGCCAGAUUGUCGGGAGCAACCAUUCGAAUCUUCAAGCAUAACAAUAUGCAAAGCUUGGAGAAGCUUUUGAAAGAUGCCAUUGUUUAUGGUCAGCCUCGGACAAGAAGGCCCUGGAAGAAAAUUCUAAUCCUUGUGGAAGGCAUAUAUAGCAUGGAAGGGUCUAUUGUUCGCCUUCCUGAAGUGAUUGCUCUCAAGAAGAAGUACAAGGCGUACUUGUAUCUGGAUGAGGCACACAGCAUUGGGGCCCUUGGCCCUUCAGGACGAGGUGUGGUAGACUACUUUGGCCUGGAUCCCGAGGAUGUGGAUGUUAUGAUGGGAACAUUCACAAAGAGCUUUGGUGCUGCUGGAGGAUACAUUGGAGGCAAGAAGGCGCUGAUAGACUACCUGCGCACACAUUCUCACAGUGCUGUGUAUGCCACGUCAAUGUCACCACCUGUGAUGGAGCAGAUCAUCACCUCCAUGAAGUGCAUCAUGGGGCAGGAUGGCACCAGUCUUGGCAAAGAAUGUAUACAACAGUUGGCUGAGAACACCAGGUAUUUCAGGAGACGACUGAAGGAAAUGGGAUUCAUCAUCUAUGGCAAUGAAGAUUCCCCGGUGGUGCCUUUGAUGCUCUACAUGCCAGCCAAAAUUGGCGCCUUUGGGCGGGAGAUGCUGAAGCGGAACAUUGGUGUAGUUGUGGUGGGGUUUCCUGCCACCCCAAUCAUUGAGUCCAGAGCCAGAUUUUGUCUGUCAGCAGCUCAUACCAAAGAGAUACUUGAUACGGCUUUAAAGGAGAUAGAUGAAGUUGGGGAUCUGCUGCAGCUGAAGUACUCACGCCGUCGGCUGGUGCCUCUGUUGGACAGACCCUUUGAUGAGACUACCUAUGAGGAGACAGAAGACUGAGCCUUUUUGGUGCUCCCUAGAGGAGGAAACUCCCUCCAAGGACAGUGUGUGGCCUUUCUGAGCCAGUUCCAGAACCACACUUCAGUGACCACCUCAUGUGAAAGACAUUUCUGAAGCUACUGAAGGUGGCCACCUCCACUCCAAAUGGCAUUUUGUAAAUAGUAAAAAAAAAAACAAACUGCUUCACAUUCUUCCAUUGUUUGCUAAGUCUCACCUUUAUAUAAUAUAAUAUAAUAAUAUAUAUAUAAAUGAUUACUUUGUCCAUUAAAAAUGUUUUAUUUUAUAACUAUUCUACUUGUGAAAUCACGCUGACCCUUGCCUGGGGCUUACCACACAGAUAUCCCACACUCCAGUCACCUCCUGGGCUUGGACCCAUCAAGACUCGCCCUGGCCCUGGCUCUCCAGCCUUGAGACUCACUGGCCUCUCCCUAGGGAGCAAGUGCCUUCUGCUGACUUCCUGUCCAGGUCUCAGAGGUUGCCCCGCCCACCCGUUAACCCAUAUUUAACCAGUCAAGUUAAUCAACCAAAGCAUUCUGUCUUUAGUCUUAAAUGUUAACAAUGCCAAGAAGUUUAUUACGUGACCCCCCGGCCAAGGACCUCCCUAGUCUGCUCUUAUUCUUCUUCGUUAUUGUUGUUCUGCUCAUCAUCAGACACUUCUUCAUAGGGUCACAGACUGAAGAUGUGUCCCGAGUUUGUGUUCUUCCCCAAUCCAGCCCUAAUGCUUCCGACCUCCACAGUUACCACAGCCUCUGGCUGCUUCUGGGUCCAGAUAAAUCCUGGUAAAGGAAAGUGAGCAGUCCUUUGCCCGUGUUCCACUUCGCCAUUAGUGGUAUAAGUUUUCCUUGGAGAUGCUGACCCACUUGGACAGCGCUCUUCCAAAUGCCAGUUGUACUCUUAAAUGUCCUAAGGUGAUUUGACCCAGCCUCUGGGGCUGGCUUCUCUUGUGCUUCCUUGAUGUAUUUUUCCUUUGAGGAAUUUCUAAUCAAAUACCUCUUUCCUGAACUGGAAUAGCCUCCGUGUGUCUGUCGCCAGUAGGUCAGGGACUUCAUCCAGAGCUCAGCACUGCUUGACCAAAGAACACAUCCGAGGAACACCGUUUAAAGUUACUCUUUUCUUUUGACCAAAGUUUAAUCGAAGAGAAUGUUCAGCUUUGUUGCACUGAAAACGAAUCUGUCUUUUAGUGGUGACCAAGUGUUAUAAGGAAGGAUUGAGAAUAGAAUGAGAAGAACUGUAGAAAAGUGUAUUUCAUAUGUCAUUCUUUAAAAUUACUCUUUUUAUUGGUAAACAUGCCCAACCAUAUUCUCCUGGGGACCGCACUAUCAGCCGCGGUACAUGGGCGAGAAGACAGAGCAGUGUUGUUUGUAAAGCUCUGUUCCCAUGGCCUGGAUCUAAAGCAUCUUUGGUCCUCCUGACAUCUGUGAGCUUUCAGCCCUUGAGACAGUCCAAGGUCAUAGGUGACUUUUUUUAAAGAUUAGAAAUGGAGCCAGGUGGUGGUGGCGCACGCUUUUAAUCCCAGCACUCGGGAGGCAGAGGCAGGCAGAUCUCUGUGAGUUCGAGAACAGUUUUGUCCACAGAGUUCCAGAACAGCCAGAGCUUUUAGACAGAGAAGCCCUGUCUCAAACUCUACCCCACCCUCCCAAAAAAAGAUAGAAAUGGGUGAAUAAGCAGGGUGUGGUAGUCUAUGCCUUUAAUCCCAGCACUAGGGAGGCAGAGGCAGGUGGAUCUCUGAGGUUGAGGUCAGCCAGGGCUGCAUAGUGAAACCUGUCUCAAAAGAGAAAAAAGAAAGCAAAAGAAAAUAGUAAAUAAAAGGACCACAGAAAGAGACAACUACAUUUAUUAAAAAAAUUCCAAAGCUAAGUCUUGUUUAAAAUGUGUUGCUCACAUAGGGCUUGUAAAAGUGAUGAACAUGCCUCCUAGGCUUUCAGCUUACAUAAAGUCACUUCAAACUAAAGUGUUAUUGAUGGGCAUUACACACACACACACAUAUAUAUAUAUAUCACUUGGUUGAUGCAAAGUUUAUUUCAGGCUAAUUACAAGUUUAUUUUGAAGAAACAAAACUCCUGUGAUCUACCUCCUAGAGGACAAAAUGGUAUAUAUACAUUAUAUGUGACUGCUUAUUUGUAACUAGUAGAAAUCAUGGGCCCAGUCAUGUCAUAGAUCAUUAUUGAAAUUUUGGGGCAAUACAAAGGGCAUAUUAGUCCAGCAUUUGAGUAUGAGUAGAAGCCUGGAUCUUAAAGAGACUCAAACGUGUAUGUAAGUCAGCCGUCACCACCAAACCUGGCUGCUGAUUGGUCUGCAGGGCGCAACUCACCCUAGCACUUUGCAUUAUGCUUUUCAUUACCGUUGUCCUUAUUCAUUUCAUGUUUGCAAGCCCCUCUUCAUGGCUCACAUCAGAAACCGGAGCCUCGUCAGAAUCAUGCACGAGACAUGGCCCAAGGGGCAAGGGCAGUGAGCAUCUCCCCUCUAUAGCAUCCUUGUUGAAGGGAUCCAGCCCUCGUCAGUCCUUCAUUCAUGGUCUUCGACUCUUACCGUUGGGCAGGGUUUCAGAAUCAGCUUCUUCUUGAGUCCUCCAGCCUCACUUCUGCCCACACCUGAGUAGGUCAAAGGGUGGAGCAUCUUCAUAGUGACCGCCUGUAGUCCUUCACUCCCUCUCUGCGUCAUCUUGGUGGUUGGGGUUGUAGGUCCAGAAAAGACGUGUGUGCUGGUGCAGGGUUUGGGGAGCUGUAGUGUAGACAGCCUGAUUCUUGCAUGCACAACCAUGCACUUCAGUGAUCGACCAGGGGCUUCUUCCUUUUUUCAGCUGAGGGCAUCCACGUCUGAGUCUCCAUGACUGUCAGGGGUCAGGGUGUGGCCAGAUUACCUAGUGUACACUAUAACUUGCAAGAAGCGGAUUGAUAGCUGGUUUAGAUUUCCCGACGUUUUUGGACAAAGGGGAAAUGAUAUCUAUUACCACCUCCAUUCUCCCAAAUUGGUGAAUCUGCCUAAUUGUUUGUAGUAUUUGACAAAACCCCCUAGAAAAAAUAACAACUGAUUCUCCUGUGUAAAUGAUUGCUAUGGGUCAGGUGUGGUGCAUACCUGUAAUCCCAAUAUUCAGGGGACAGAAGCAAGAGGACCUUCUAGAAUUCUGGAUUAGCCUAUGCUGCAGGGUAAGAGUCUCCAAAGAAAGCAGGGGAGAUUUCUAUGACUGAAUGCCAAGGGUGCUGUUGUAGGUAAGAAAUACCCAGGUGUUCUGUCACCUUGUUUCAAAUGGGCUAGAAAAGGGGAGAGGAUAGUACUUUUUCUCUCUGACUGCCCUCCCUGUGCCUGUGAUGACCAGGAGCUAUGAGGUGUUUCUGACAAGUAAAAUCACCUUAGCCUGGGGCUAUGAAGGGAGAGGUUUGUGGAAAUCAGGAUUCUGCUUGGCAGUUUAUCCAAGAGUCUAUAGCCCUACCCCCACCCCCCAGUUCCAGAACCUACGGAUGAGCUGUACCUGUAAGCUCAGUGCCCAGCAGGCAUCUUAAUCUAUUAAGCCGGUCAAUCAGAAUACCUUGCAUGUGGAGAAAAGCAUGUCCUUCCUUCCCUCUGCCUUAGCCAUGUGAAAUGUGUGCUUGGGCUCCUAGCCAGCUGCUGUGUUCAGCCAGAUAGCCAACUCAGGGCUAAGAAGAAAUGCUAGGGCCUGCCAGCAACCGCCUCCUUUGUCCUGCCUAAGAAAUACCAUUGUUCCUUUUAUAGUUUUCAGUGACUUCUGUUUUCCAAGCAGCUUUUUUGAUGUAUACAGAAGUGUUUCUAGGAAGGAAACACAAGGAGCCAACUUGAGCCCUUAAUGAAAACGACCAUUUUCAUCUUUGUCGAAUCUGAAGGUUUUACAUUCAUAGUUCACCCUUAGGAGCAGCUUUGGGGGUGGGGGAGCUGUGGGCAAGAUUUUGUUUACGAUGGUAUAGCCUUAAAUUGUUACUGUUUCUGGUGUAAUGGAUUGUAAUAAACUGACCCUGAAGAAUGCCCAGGCUCUUACCCUGCACUUACUUCUUUUAAGGAAGCAAUACCUAAAGCUCUGGUUUUGGAGCGGUUGAAGUGUCUGUUUCCUUGCCAUCUGAGCUCUUCCCUCGUGCAAGGCAACUCCAGCCAACUCAAAAGUCCAGCACAGUUCCCAGGUUUCUAGUGCAAAUCCCGAUUGUUUGGUGUAGGCCUUCCAGCUGAGUGAAGGCUGCACACCCUACCUUCCCCUUAACAUCGUACCUCAGGGUUAGUUUGCCCAGGGUCUUCCAUCACAGGGCAUGGGAGCCUUUCCUGUGAGUUUAGCCUGCAUGCCCACAGUCUUGGUGAUCCCUCUCUGGACGGAGGCAGCUAACAAUAAGGAAUGGGGGAAAGAGGAGAGCAGGUGUCUACAGAAGAGCUGAAUUAGGGUGAUCCUGUUGGUUGAUCCAUGCUUUCCCACUGGCCAAGUUACUGUAAACUGGAAUGUGCAAGGUGUACUGUGAUCUAACCCUUUCCAUUGCUGCAAUGUUCUUAUCACCUGGGAAUGUGGGAUUCUUUUUAAUUUUGGUACUGUCUUACAAAUGUCACCCUUGUGUAGCUUUUUGCCUUCUUGCCAGAUGAUUUUUUUUCUUUCAUUUAUAUCGGAUGACUGUGAAGCUACAUAGUAGGUUGCGGAGGGUGUCGAUUUUCAGAAUGCAUGUUAAGAAUAUAAGGGGACCUACUUGAGAUGAAUCAUCCCACAAAUAUUGUUUUGCCCUAAUAAAAUAUUCAGAAAUAGA